This is a messenger RNA of Xyrauchen texanus (razorback sucker), 1021 nucleotides long. Its product is annotated as polymeric immunoglobulin receptor-like. NCBI's taxonomy places the organism in Eukaryota, Metazoa, Chordata, Actinopteri, Cypriniformes, Catostomidae. The coding region runs from base 86 to 793 and encodes 235 amino acids. The transcript has 4 exons. The record is from RefSeq and is a predicted model, not a curated record.
AUAAAAGAGAAAAGGAAACUCUUUCAGAUACAACAGAAAAACUCACUCUUAAAAUACAAGCAGACUCGCAGGAGAUUAAUGAUCAAUGAUGAAGAUCCUUCUCUGCUUCACUACUUUCCUCCUGAUCAUGGGUCACAUGGUAGGUGCUACUGUUAAUGUGUUUGGCAUCACAGGAGGAGGUCUCUAUGCUCAGCUCUUUUAUGAAGGAACGUUUCUCAAAAGCACAAUAAGCUUUUGCAAAGUGUCAGGUUUUGAGUGUGAAACCUUGACAACUGUACAGGAUCAUUUAUUGAUUCCUGGGAGGAGAUUCUCUAUGAUUGAUAUUAAAUCUAAAAAUCAAGGCAUGCUUUAUGUCCUCAUUAGAAACCUGACAAUAAAUGACGCAGGACUGUACAGAUGUAAAGCCGGCAGUGAAUGGUCUCGGGAUGUGCGAUUACAUGUGGCAAAUGACUCCUGUUGUGGGGGAUCAGUUGAACAGACUGCUUAUUUAGGAGGAACGGUUACUCUCAAACGCAAAUGUCCAGCAAUACAUAGAAUAGACCCAAAGUGGUGGAUGAAAGUUCCUAAUGGAUACUCACAGUCUGUUAUGUCCCCCAUUGGAGAUGCAAACAAUGUAGGAAGAUUUUCUUUGAAUGGAAACUCACAGGAAUGUAUCUUUACUCAGACACAUAUUCAUGUGAGUCAACAAGAUGAAGGGGUCUAUUUAUGUGGAGUACGCAACUCAAAUUUCUAUGUGUUUUUCAUGGAAGUUCAUCUUCAUGUUAAAGGUGUUUACUGGAAUGCCACUGUAUGAACAUUCAAUAGUAAACUUUACAUCUCAACAUCUGCUGCUGUAAAAGAGAUUUCUACCACCUGAACAACCAAAAACAUUAAUUUGGGAAAAUUAAACAACUUUAACAUCCAUUUUAUUUGUAUUAUUAAAUAUAAGUUUAUCUUUGUUAAGUUAUUUGUAGCACUUACCUUCAAACUCAAGUUUAUAUGAAAAUUAUUAUUUUUUAAAAUGACUCGUUACACUUGCUGC